Messenger RNA from Labrus bergylta (ballan wrasse), 6062 nucleotides. The record is from RefSeq and is a predicted model, not a curated record. Lineage: Eukaryota; Metazoa; Chordata; Actinopteri; Labriformes; Labridae.
GCAUGCAUGUUAAUGAAUGUCUGUCUCUCUCUCUCCUCACUCGGCCGCUACACCUUUCCAGAGCACAGCUACACUCCAGGUCUGGCACACCUGAUGAUUGGCGACCAAGCUCGCGAGGAGUAUGUGGCCACCUUCAAGGGCUCGGAGUACUUCUGCUACGACCUGUCCCCCAACCCAAUCCAGUCGAGCAGCGACGAAAUCACGCUCUCCUUCAAGACGCUGCAGCGCAACGGCCUCAUGCUGCACACUGGCAAGUCAGCCGACUACGUCAACCUGGCGCUGAAGAAUGGUGCCGUGUCGCUCGUCAUCAACCUGGGCUCCGGGGCGUUCGAGGCCCUGGUGGAGCCCGUCAACGGCAAAUUCAACGACAACGCCUGGCACGACGUCAAGGUCACCCGCAACCUGAGACAGCACUCAGGCAUUGGACACGCUAUGGUGACCAUCUCUGUGGACGGCAUCCUGACCACCACGGGCUACACCCAGGAGGACUACACCAUGCUGGGCUCUGACGACUUCUUCUACGUGGGAGGGAGCCCUAGCACGGCUGACCUGCCGGGUUCUCCAGUCAGCAAUAACUUCAUGGGCUGUCUCAAAGAGGUGGUGUACAAGAACAAUGAUGUACGACUGGAGCUGUCUAGACUGGCUAAACAGGGAGACCCAAAGAUGAAGGUCAGUGGGGUGGUAUCCUUCAAGUGUGAGAGUGUGGCCACGCUGGACCCUGUUACCUUUGACACCCCAGAGUCUUUCGUGGCACUGAGCAAGUGGGCAGCAAAGAAGGCAGGAUCAAUCUCGUUCGACUUCAGGACUACAGAGCCGAACGGGUUGAUGCUUUUCAGCCAUGGAAAACCCCGACAGCAGCAACGCAAGGACCCGAGAACACCUCCUACAGUCAAGGUGGAUUUUUUCGCCAUUGAGAUGCUGGACGGGCACCUGUACUUGCUGCUGGACAUGGGCUCUGGAACCACAAAGACCAAGGCCAUCGACAGAAAGGUCAACGAUGGGGAAUGGUAUCAUGUGGACUUCCAGAGGGACGGGCGCUCAGGAACCAUCUCGGUGAACAGUGUAAGAACAGCGUACACGGCUCCGGGGGACAGUGAGAUCCUGGACCUGGAUGACACGCUGUACCUUGGGGGACUACCUGAAGACCGAGCUGGGCUCAUCUUCCCCACAGAGGUGUGGACAGCUCUGUUGAACUACGGUUACGUGGGCUGCAUCAGAGACCUGUUUGUGGACGGACAGAGCAAAGACAUCCGGCGGCUGGCUGAGGCUCAGCGUGCGGUGGGAGUGAAGCCUUCAUGCUCCAGAGAGUCUCCCAAACAGUGCCUGUCGAAUCCCUGCCAGCACAACGGCAUCUGCAGGGAGGGCUGGAACCGCUACGUUUGCGACUGCUCGGGGACAGGAUACCUGGGACGCUCUUGUGAGAGAGAUGCAACUAUCCUGUCGUACGACGGCAGUAAGUUUAUGAAGGUGCAGUUGCCUGUGGCGAUGCACACCGAGGCGGAGGACGUCUCGCUACGCUUUCGCUCCCAGCGGGCUUAUGGCGUUCUCAUGGCAACCACAUCUCGAAACUCUGCAGACACCCUUCGUCUGGAGCUAGAUGGGGGCCGUGUCCGACUCACUGUCAACCUAGACUGUAUCAGGAUAAACUGUACAGCCAGUAAAGGCCCAGAGACUAUCUUUGCGGGGUCGGGCCUCAAUGAUAAUGAGUGGCACACAGUGAGGGUAGUCCGGCGUGGCAAGAGCCUCAAACUCACCGUGGACGACCUGCAGCCUGUUGAAGCCCUCAUCUCUGAGGUUUACCCCACACCACCAGGUCAGAUGGCGGGCGACCACACCCAGCUGGAGUUUCACAAUGUGGAGACCGGUAUUGUGACGGAGAAGCGCUUCAUGCCAGCUGUGCCCUCCAAUUUCAUUGGCCACCUCCAGGGCCUAGCCCUGAACGGUAUGUCUUACAUUGACCUGUGUAAGAACGGUGACAUCGACUACUGCGAGCUCAACGCUGUAAUCGGCUAUAAGAGCAUUGUGGCUGACCCCGUCACCUUCCGCUCGCGCUCCAGCUUCGUCACACUGCCAACACUGCAAGCCUACUACUCCAUGCAUCUCUUCAUGCAGUUCAAGACAACGUCACCUGACGGCCUUGUUCUGUACAACAGGGGAGAUGGCAAUGACUUCAUAGUGAUAGAGCUGGUUAAAGGCUACCUACACUACAUCUCUGACCUGGGCAAUGGAGCACACUUGAUCAAAGGAAACUCUAAUAGUCCCCUUAAUGACAACCACUGGCAUAAUGUACACAUAUCCAGAGACACUAACAAUCUCCACACGGUCAAGAUUGACACCAAAGUAACCACGCAGACCACGAUGGGAGCCAAGAACCUCGACUUGAAGGGUGAUCUUUAUAUUGGUGGGAUCUCCAAAGAGAUGUACCGAGACCUACCUAAGCUGGUCCACUCCCGGGAGGGCUUCCAGGGUUGCCUAGCAACAGUCGAUCUAAAUGGCCGCCUUCCUGACCUUUUGGCUGAUGCCUUGGCAACCAUGGGGCAGGUGGAGAGAGGCUGUGAAGGUCCCAGCACGACGUGUCAGGAAGACUCAUGUUCAAAUCAGGGAGUGUGUCUGCAGCAGUGGGAGGGUUUCACCUGUGACUGCAGCAUGACCUCGUACGCUGGGCCGUUAUGCAAUGAUGCUGGAACCACUUAUAUUUUUGGCCGUGAUGGAGGGGUGGUGGUUUACACAUGGCCCCCUAACGAACGUCCCAGCACCAGGGCAGACCGGCUUGCCCUUGGGUUCAGCACCCAACAGAAACACGCCACUCUACUCCGAGUCGACAGCGCAGCUGGUCUGGGAGACUACCUUCAGCUGCAGAUAGACAAAGGGAACAUUAGAGUAGUGUUUAAUGUUGGCACUGACGACAUCAACAUCGAGGAAAGCGCUAAGUUUGUCAACGAUGGGAAGUACCACAUCAUACGGUUUACCCGCAGCGGAGGCAAUGCCACCCUCCAACUGGAUGACCUACCCGUCAUAGAGCGCUAUCCCUCAGGCAACAUUGAUAACGAGCGCCUGGCCAUCGCCAGACAGCGAAUCCCCUAUCGGCUCGGUCGAGUAGUUGACGAUUGGCUACUCGACAAAGGUCGACAGCUGACCAUCUUCAACAGCCAGACAACAGUGAAAGUAGGCGGAGGCGAGCGAAGCGCUAUGUUCCAGGGUCAACUGUCUGGCCUCUACUACAACGGCCUCCGCAUCCUAAACAUGGCCGCGGAGGGGCACCCGCACAUCAGAGUGGAGGGCAGCGCACGACUGGUCGGCGACAUGCCUUCCUCCUCUAUCACCCCUCAGUCCAGUGCUGCAGCCGGAGGCAACCGCUCCGACUCCGCCCCUUCCAUUAGUGACAUCACAACAACCACGGCCACCAACAGGAAACAGGGUUCCACACAGCAGUCAGCAGACGAUCUUCUGGUGGCGUCAGCUGAGUGUCCCAGUGAUGAUGAAGACAUUGAACCCUGUGACCCCAGUUCAGCCCGCCCCCCCUUGCCAGAGGUGAAGGUGUUCCCAGUUCCGUCUGAGAUUGUGCGGGAGAGCAGCAGCACAACGGGCAUGGUGGUGGGCAUCGUGGCAGCCGCCGCCCUCUGCAUCCUCAUUCUCCUCUACGCCAUGUACAAGUACCGCAACCGAGACGAGGGUUCAUACCACGUGGACGAGAGCCGCAAUUACAUUAGCAACUCAGCCACGCAGCCAAAUGGCAGCACUAAGGACAAGCCGCUGGGCAUCGCCAAGAUCUCCAAGAACAAGAAAAACAAAGACAAGGAGUACUACGUCUGAGGCACGAGACAUACAGACAUAUACGCAUACACCUUUAUAUAUAAUGGUAUAUGUACAUAAAUAGAUAUAUUCUCAUACACACAUACACACUGACAUAGACAUGCUGAUGUUAAUGUUUACUCUCCAAUAAUCACACAUGCACACAUGCUGCCAAGCACAAACAUAAACACAUUCACACACACACACACACACACACACACACACACACACACACACACACACAUAAGCACACACAGACUGGCCCGAGGGCACGGACCCUUAUUGUACAGUAUUUACCAAUGAAGAGCCUGUGAGAGAAGCUCAUUUUAUGAACAAACACCAUUCCAGAUGAUUUUAAAAAAGGACAAGUUUAACUCCCAGUAAAGAACUGAAUUUUGGUGCCAGCCAGAUUUAAAGUCCAGUCACUCCCCUGCCACAGUACGACCUCUCCUGUCGGACUCAGAGAGGUCGAGGAAGCCUUUAAGUGAAGCACAAGGCAGAAUGAACAAAGAUGAUGUACAAGCACCAAGAAAAAGCACCAAGUGUCUCUUCCAAGCUUCUCGGCAUUCUUCCCUGUUAGCAGACGGAGCACUGAGGAACAAGCACACCAACAGUCCAAGUCCAACCUCGAGCAGCAUCAGGACAGGAAAUCAGGGUGUCGCAAUAGAGACAAUGAAUUACGAGUGGCAGAGGCAGGGAUGGUGCUGUUAAUGUAACAGAUGGCCGGUGGUUGUUUUUACGCUGCAGAGCUCGUGUUUUACGGCACCCUGUAAAUCAAAAAAGGUGGAAUCAGUGGAAAAACUGCGAGCUAUUUUCCUGGACAGGAUACUUGAGACUUCAGAUGCUACCUACAGACACCAACGGUGUCCACACACAAACACACACAAACAGCACACAGACAUUAAACUACUUACACAUGCAGACAUACACAUACCUGCAAUGCUAAAGACCCACCAUAUCUUCAAAAAACUGGAGACUAUACAAAAAGACAAUGGUGAAAAUGACAACAACCAUUAUGAUAAUUGUUAUGGCAACGAUACUGAUGAAUAUGAAGAACAUUUUGGGCAGUAUAGACUCUUUGGGGAAGGGAGGGGGGGUCUUAUUGCACGUGAAUUAUCUUACUCCGUGUGAUUUAUACCGCAUUGAAACUCCAGAGGUUACACCAUGACACACGGCCAUCAUCAAUCUACCACCUUGGCUUGAAGUAUUCCUAAAUAACACAUUUCAAAUGGUUUUCAGCGUGUGGGAUUCAGUUCAAAUUGUCAUUGACAAAGUGUGACCAUCUCGAGUGUGCUGCAUGCCUGAGUCCGAGCUGUGCUGUGAAGUGGUGGCGUGUCCCACAACGUCCAGAGAUGGUAGGUUUGUUUGUGGGAGGAGAAGAAGAAAUGGGGUAGCUGUGCCCACCACAGGCCAAGACCUGUUUUCUGGCCUGAUGUCUAAUAGGCCACGCCCACUAUACCUGCUCUUACCAACCACCUUUUAUAGCAAAAACCAGCCGAGGAAAAGAAAAGAAAACAAAGUAAAUGUUACCAUGUGUUGCUAAUAUGUAGAAAAGUCCAGAUCAUGAUGCCAUUGGCUAAAUGAGUUGCUUUGAUUUCAUUGGCUCUCCCUUUUCUCUCUUUCUUUUUGCGUCCUUUUGUCUUCAUGCUAUAAGUUGGCUGGUUUGUCUUUACUCAUGGCGAGACCGAGACUGAUGGGAUUCUGGUGGGCUACAUUAUCUCUUUAUUGACAUUGUUUGAGCCCAAUGCAUCUCAUGAAUUGUAGCUCCAUGAUAUAUCGAUACAAACAGUGCCAUGACACGAACAAGCUCCUCCAGUUCUUCCAACCAGUCAGAUGCAUGCAAAACGACCAGGGCGAAAAAGGAUAAGAAGAGGACUGUGUAAGAUUUCAAAGAACAAUGUCAAAAUCAACUAAAAAUAUUCCCUUACUCCCUCCAUCCUUAACUGGCCUUUUUGACCUCCUUCUCUUGUUUUCCCUUUGUUUUUGGUAAGUUUCCCUCUCUGCCCUCGACUUCCUCUAUGUUUGUCACUUUCUUUUUCCUCUAUCUCUGUUGUGUUGCCAUCUGAAACAAAAGGAGGUGUCUCAACCAAUGGGAUUCUACAUCUAGGUGUUCAUUAACCAUGUUUAUUUUCUAUAUGUACAAUUUUUCUACAGUAUUUACUUUUAUUUUUAUUGUUACGGUUCUUUGAUGAACAUAAAGUGGAAAUUUAUUAUGAAAAAUAGUUUUGAAGAUUAACGAGUAAAUAAAAUAUUACCCAAGUGACCCAGGA